Messenger RNA from Marmota flaviventris (yellow-bellied marmot), 356 nucleotides. It is a transcript of the gene Smim1, whose product is annotated as small integral membrane protein 1 (Vel blood group). The record is from RefSeq and is a predicted model, not a curated record. NCBI's taxonomy places the organism in Eukaryota, Metazoa, Chordata, Mammalia, Rodentia, Sciuridae.
GACCAUCCCUAACUGCAGCCCAGACAAGGCCUGGCCACUGCCCUGCAGGGGCUGUGCGCCUCCGGCCCAGCUUAGGCACCACAGCAUGCAGCCCCACGAGAGCAGUGUCCACUACAGCAAGUGGGACGACAGCAGCAGGGACGAGGUCAGCAUGGCUGCUGUGUCCAGCACAGAAGAGGCCUCCUGUGGCAGGAGGGUCGCCCAGAAGCUGUGCUCAGGCAGGCUGGGGAUUGCCAUGAAGGUGCUGGGCGGAGUGGCCCUCUUCUGGGUCACCUUCAUCCUGGGCUAUGUCACAGGCUACUACGUGCACAAGUGCAAAUAAAGGCUGCCCCCCUCGCAGCCAGGCUGACCACAAA